GCUCUGUUUGACAGUUCUUACAAAUUUAUUUUUUUACUUCGUUGGACGUGGUAGUUCUUUUUUUGCUAGAAUUUUUCUUCGCUAAUUAUGUGGGGUGAUACUAUUUUAAUUGUUUUUAUUUCGAUUUGUACCGCUUUCUUGGGUGAAGGUCUGACAUGGCUUUUGGUCUAUCGCACAGAAAAAUAUCAAAAACUGAAGGGUGAAGUGGAAAAGCAAAGUAAAAAAUUGGAACGUAGAAAAGAAAUUCAUGGCGAAUCUUUGGAUAAAUCGCAAAAAAAGAAAAUCGAACGUGAUGAGGAAAAGUUGAAGAACAAUAACAGAGAUUUAUCUUUGGUGAAAAUGAAAUCUAUGUUUGCAACAGGUUUUGCUUUUACAGCUCUAUUGAGUAUGUUCAAUAGCAUUUUUGAUGGACGCGUUGUAGCACAAUUACCCUUUACACCCAUUUCCUGGAUUCAAGGUUUAAGUCAUCGUAAUUUAUCCGGUGAUGAUUUUACCGAUUGUUCCUUUAUCUUUUUGUACAUUUUAUGCACCAUGUCCAUUAGGCAAAAUAUACAAAAAAUGUUAGGUUUUGCUCCCUCUCGUGCGGCUAGCAAACAGGGUGGCGGCUUAUUUGGUCCACCAGGACAAUUUAAAUAAUUCAACUAAAUACAAAUAACAAUUGUAAAUUUAAUUUUAAAUAAAAAAAAUUAUGUUUAUUACUUGAACAUUAUUUAUAAUAAAAGAAGAACACACAAAUUUUAAAA
Messenger RNA from Lucilia sericata (common green bottle fly), 743 nucleotides. RefSeq names its product calcium load-activated calcium channel. The transcript is spliced from 4 exons. The record is from RefSeq and is a predicted model, not a curated record. Gene Ontology annotation, molecular function: calcium channel activity. Gene Ontology annotation, cellular component: cytoplasm; endoplasmic reticulum; endoplasmic reticulum membrane. The coding region runs from base 88 to 636 and encodes 182 amino acids. Gene Ontology annotation, biological process: endoplasmic reticulum calcium ion homeostasis. Lineage: Eukaryota; Metazoa; Arthropoda; Insecta; Diptera; Calliphoridae.